AAAGUGAUAAUACAAAAACAUACAUAGUGAAUAUUAGUGAAUUGCUACUGGUUUGGUUUCUUCAAUUUUGCUCUGCAUAGAGUUUGUGAAUAAUUAUUCAAUCGUAACUAAAUAUUUCAGGCGAUAAAAUUGCAGAAAUAAUUUAAUAAUAUUUACGACGAUUUGUGGUUCCACAAUAUUCUUAAUGUUGGUUUUUGGUGUUGUUCAAUUUUGACGUAAUAGAAAGUGGCUGUCAAACGUUGUACAGCGAAAAAGUGAUUAAUACAUAAUUAAAAAGCUGUCAAGCAAGGCAAAUAAUGCUGGAGAAUUUAAUUGUAUAAUCAACGCUUAUUUUGGUAAAUAAAAAGAUAAUAAACAUUUUCAAAUAUUAACAAGUGCUUCUACAGCUUUUAGUGAAAAUUUGCCGGGAAAAUUUCAGCUUUGGUUGGACAACUAAAAGUGACAACAACAGCGGAGAGUAUAGCCUCCAAAAGAUGAAACGCUGAGUGCAAUGUUUAUGCCUCCCCCGAUGGAAUAUAUAUACAACGCAAACGCACUUGAGACACUAUCCACACGAACGUACGAAUCCCACAAUCGUGUACGGGUGAAUACCGAUGCAGUCGUAGGCUCAAACAGCAGCGCUCUUGCGACAUUUGUUAGAUUGUGAAGAGCCAGCAACGCGUCGAGAGCAUUUUCCGGACGUUCGCGCUUUAUAGACCGUGACCAAAAGAAAAUCAGUCAACGCUGACACUGGCCCUUUUAAUUACUUGAGGGUCAUAUCAACGGAAAUCACGCAACAAUUUCUUUUGCAAAAAAUAAAAAUAAAAAAAAUAGUUCACAUUGUGAUUAUCACAUUACUCGUAAAGUGUAUAUAUUCUGUCUAACCUGCCUUGUCGUGCCGCCGCAUAAACGUUGGAACCGCGCGCUACGCGUUCGGUUGUAAAAAAGACCCUGAAUUGAAAUCGAUUUUUUCUUCAUUUUACACGCUACUAAAGAGAAUUUACAACUACGAAGGAGUAGUUAAAAAAAGGCUAUAUAUACGAAAAGUAACUAACAAAAACCUAAAUUUACAUAAAAAUUUGUAAAGGUUUUCCAAAAAAGUGAAGAGCUGCGAAGAAAAGUCACUCCGGUGUGGUAAAUGUGAGAAAUAAAAGAUUUGAAAUAGCGAAAGUAUAGAAGAGACAAAAAACAACGUGAUAGAAAACCCGAUACACAAAAACCAUCUACCAACAAUCAAAAUCCAAUCCACUCUCAUUCAUAGCUGCUUUGGCGUUCUAGUAACAAUUUGCGCUGAUUUUUGCCAUCAUAACCCACCCCUCUCUAUUGUUGUUCGGAAGCUUUCAACGAUAAGCUACAUUUUCGACAUUGUGCUCGUCCAACAGCGUCAUCACCUUCAUCGUCAUCAUAAACAGCGAACGCAACAGCAGAUACCAACAAUUUUUCUCCCUGCGCGUGUGUUAAAUUAUACCAUUGAAUGCUUCAAGUGCUGGUUAUAGAAAGAAGGUGGUUAUCAAAAGGAAAUCAAAAAAUUUGAAAGAUUACAUUUUGUGGAUGUUAAAUAAUUCUAGAGUUACAACUUUCAAGUUAAUUUAUUUAGUUUUGUAUAUAAUAUCCCAAAAAAAAUCUAUGUUUAACAUUUAAAAGCAAAAAGUUACAUACAGUUUGUGAAUACGAAAAUAACACACAAAAGUGAGCAGAAAGUGAGUCAUGCUGCCGUUGCUAUUGUCGCUUAAGCUAUCGCUAUCGUCGCUGUUAAUGUCGCCCAAAUUAUUGUUGAGUGUCGUUGUGGAUAUCGCAGUAAAUUGAAUUUGUUGACCGUGAGCAUUGCCUUCAUAGCUACACAUACCAAUACACACGUUUAAAAUCCAUUUUGCCUCCGUUCACAACGUGAAAUAACAUAAAUGCGAAUAAUUCGUAUGCUGAUAUAAUAUUCAGAAGCAACACUUACUACAAAUGUAUAAAAUAAUCAAAGAAGCCGUGUUGUAGUGACAUAAAUAAUAUAGAAAAAAAGUCAAUAAUUUAAUUCAGAAAUAUCAAAAAGCAACGCCUCAAAAAAUAACCAUUGUCAAGACAGCGGUACGGCGGCUUGUUCCAAACGUUCGCAAUCCGUAAGGAAAAAUCGAUAAUCGCCAUACGAACGGGCCACAAACAACCGCGCGCGUCCACCCACCACCGCAAGAAAAUAUUCAGGCGUGGAAAGUGUUGCACACACGAAGUACGCUGCGAGACCGACAAAAUUACUAGUGUUAAAUGGAAAAGCAAAAACGAAUUGGCGUAUAAAGAAGAAAAGCAAAAAAAUUGUAUUGUGCUGGUGUCAAGUUCACCAUAAGUAUAGUAUAUCAAAAUUCAAUUAAUCUAAUUUUGAAACAAAUAAAAAGUGAUAAGCUAAAUUAGUAUUUCUGACGAGCAUUAACUGCCACAAAAAAAAAAAAAUUAAAAACGCCUUGAAAUUGAGCAAAGCCAAAUCCACGGUCCCUUGAAAAAAAAUCUAAAAUUUAGCUCAACAAAGACAACGAACGACGAAAAUAUACGUCAACGAAAAUAAGUCAGCUAAUACAAAAUUAUACUUAGAAUAAAAAUUAAAUAAAAAGUACAAGGCAUACGUGCUAGCUUAAGAAGUGUUUCAGUGACACCAACCAACCACAAGCGACCAAAAAACAAAUAAAAACACCUCCGGUCUAGAAUAAAUAAAGCUGCAAAAUGACAAAAGACAGAUUAGCCGCACUUCAUGCAGCCCAAUCCGACGACGAAGAGUCGGAGGAAGUGGCUGUCAAUGUGGAUGCCCAUGAUUCUUACAUGGAUGAGUUCUUCAAGCAAGUGGAGGAGAUACGUGGCAUGAUCGAUCGGGUGCAAGACAAUGUCGAAGAAGUGAAAAAGAAGCAUUCGGCUAUACUCUCCGCCCCUCAGUCAGAUGAGAAAACCAAACAGGAGCUUGAAGAUUUAAUGGCCGAUAUUAAAAAGAAUGCCAAUCGUGUGCGUGGCAAGCUAAAAAGCAUCGAACAAAAUAUCGAGCAAGAGGAACAGCAGAACAAAUCGUCCGCCGAUUUGCGUAUACGCAAAACACAACAUUCAACGUUGUCACGAAAAUUCGUCGAGGUGAUGACAGAAUACAAUCGCACGCAAACGGAUUACCGAGAGCGUUGCAAAGGUAGAAUACAACGUCAACUAGAGAUUACUGGACGUGCAACGACCAGCGAAGAACUGGAAGAUAUGUUGGAGCAAGGCAAUCCAGCAGUAUUCACGCAAGGCAUUAUAAUGGAGACACAACAGGCCAAGCAAACGUUGGCCGAUAUAGAGGCUCGUCAUGCUGAUAUCAUGAAAUUGGAGACAUCGAUCAAAGAACUACACGACAUGUUCAUGGAUAUGGCUAUGUUGGUGGAGUCGCAAGGCGAGAUGAUCGAUCGCAUUGAAUAUCAUGUGGAGCAUGCUAUGGACUAUGUGCAGACGGCAACGCAAGACACAAAGAAGGCGCUUAAAUAUCAGAGCAAGGCGCGCCGAAAGAAGAUCAUGAUCCUGUUAUGUUUGACUGUGUUGGGUCUCAUAGUUGCUUCAUAUCUUGGGCUUAGUCUCGGCAAAGUGAUAUAACGAAAGAGAGUAAUAAUAAAUAUACACAUUUGCUGCUGUUGCAAUUAGUUAAAUUAUACAUAUAUUGUUUUCUUUGAAUCGCCUGCAUAAAUUAUAUAAGCACUUAGUCACGCAUGAGUAGUAGCUACGUUCCAAUAUACGCCUACUUUUGGUUGCAAUUGCUGCGUAUCAAAUCAUCAUCAUCAUCACCAUCGCACGAGUGAGAUCAGUACGAGCAGCUGCUUGCGGUUGGUAGCCCAUCUUUAUCAUAGUAGAACGCCAACGCUUGUACCUUGUAUGAAUGCAUUUUAGUAGACGCCUAAGCGUGUGCACGCACCAAAAAAUUUUGUUUUUUGAAAAUUUUGAAUUUCUUUACUGGGUGUGGCAUUUUACAAAUACAUACAUACGAACUUUUGCCUACUUGCUUAUGUAUUUGUAUGUCACCAAGUGUGAUGUGAGGCUAAAACAGAAUGAUAAAACCAAGCUAAGUAUAUUACAAACACCUAUGUACCUUACACACACUCAAAUGGAAUGAAAGUAUGAAAAACAUAAAAUAAAGGCAACUACAAUAACAAAAAAAAAAAAUGUAGUUUGCAACAACUUAGCCGCACCACCUUCAAGCACCAUGCAUUUAACUAUGAGCAGCACCGAUAAUGCGGCAAGUAACGCCGUCUCGAACGACCCGACAAAUUGCACUAUAAACGUUAACAACAACAACAACUAAUAACAAAUAAAGCGCAUGCACUUUUGUACGCUGCAAUUUCAAUUGCUGGCAACUGCACUGCAACCCAAAUAUAAUGCGCCGCCGUCUCUACAUACUAACAAUCGCACGUCAAUAAUGCACGCAAAAUAAAAAACAAAUGCGCCUCGCCUGUCUGUAUGCGAAAAAUAAAAAUAUUUGUAAAAAAGUAAAAAUAAUUUGCGGCUUCUUCGCUUUAUAUCAUUUAAAUCGAAAAGUAUAAACAAAAGCUGCCAAUCAAUGUACGAUCAUCACCACAAAAGGAAUAGAUAAAAUGUCAAACGCCAGCGAUCUACCAACCGCCAACAAACAAGCCAACCAACCUUGCCACCCAGCGCCUACUAACCAACAAAUUAAUUAGAAAUAUUACUAAAACCUAUGCGAAAAUACGCUGCAACUGCAACUGCUUGUGACUGCAAACUGUUUUGUCGCUGGUAAGUAGUUAAAGUAACAAAAAAAAACAAAAACAAUUACCACAAAUACAAUAAAAAUUGCUGUUGUUGGUACACAAAUAUAUAUGGUUGGUAACGCGUUGACUAAAGCAUUUUAUUCGCAGAAAUGUGCAAUGUGAAGAAAUGAAAAAUAUUUUCUUAAUUUAUACAAAAUUCUAAGAAAUCAAUUUGCUUUGUGUCAAACGUGGAGGCCUUGCCUGGGAACAAACGUUAUUCUUGUGUGUAUGUUGCAGCAGCAAAUUUGUUUUUAGUUUAUUAAUAUAUUUAAUUUACUUUCUUGCUAUUAUGGCGUAUUUAUGACAAAAACAAAAACAAAAACCAAGAAAAAAUGCAACAAACACAAAAACAAAAAAAAUCAAACAACAAAACAGCUGGUGCAUAUGAAAAUUAUUUUUGUUGAAACUUCUAAAUAGUAUGUGAUUUCUAUGAAUUACGCUAACAAACUAGUUUUAUAAUAAUUACAUAUAAAUAACAAAACAAAAAAAAAACAAAACAACAA
This is a messenger RNA of Zeugodacus cucurbitae (melon fly), 5233 nucleotides long. It is a transcript of the gene Syx1A, whose product is annotated as syntaxin-1A. Gene Ontology annotation, molecular function: SNAP receptor activity; SNARE binding. The transcript is spliced from 2 exons. Gene Ontology annotation, biological process: exocytosis; synaptic vesicle fusion to presynaptic active zone membrane; intracellular protein transport. The coding region runs from base 2680 to 3564 and encodes 294 amino acids. Gene Ontology annotation, cellular component: synaptic vesicle; endomembrane system; plasma membrane. NCBI's taxonomy places the organism in Eukaryota, Metazoa, Arthropoda, Insecta, Diptera, Tephritidae. The record is from RefSeq and is a predicted model, not a curated record.